Trichosurus vulpecula (common brushtail) is the source of this 1003-nucleotide messenger RNA. It is a transcript of the gene TMEM70, whose product is annotated as transmembrane protein 70. The record is from RefSeq and is a predicted model, not a curated record. Gene Ontology annotation, cellular component: mitochondrial membrane. The transcript has 3 exons. The coding region runs from base 132 to 902 and encodes 256 amino acids. Gene Ontology annotation, biological process: mitochondrial proton-transporting ATP synthase complex assembly. NCBI's taxonomy places the organism in Eukaryota, Metazoa, Chordata, Mammalia, Diprotodontia, Phalangeridae.
GUACCAGCCAGGCGGCCAAUCGUUUGGCGUAGGGGUCAGGAGGCGGAGGGAAAGCGCGGCCCCAGGGGGUGUCCGCUGGUGAGACCAGGCCGCGGUGCGGAAGCUGUCCGCCGUCACUCGGAGCCCGGGAGAUGUUGCUCCUGGCAGUCAGCUGCCGGUUGCGGCUCGGCGGCGGCGGGACGAGAAUCAGACCGUGGGCAACCGCGGCCCUGCGGAGUCGCUGGACCGCCCGAGAUCCCCGCGGGGCUUCUGCCCUCGACCCUGAGCGCGCAGGCAGUGAUCGGAGCGCACGCGCAGCACCCCCGGGAGUGGCGCGAGGCUUCGCCCUCUGGGAGCCCCGCCGAGAACAGACAGCUUUUUCUUCUGGUGAAUAUGUUCGAUGUGUUCAUACUCGCACCCAUCCUGAGCAAUCAGAAGAUGGAAGACUGAUAUAUACAGGGAAUUUGGCAAGAGCAGUAUUUGGUGUAAAAUGUUUCUCUUAUUCGACAAGCCUUCUCAGCCUUGCAUUACUCCCAUAUAUAUUUGGACAAACUAAUAUGGAAUUUGGAAGUCUGCCUCUGAAAAUUGCAUUUUAUGGUGCUUUGGGAACUUUUACAUUAAUUACUCCAAUGCUGCUUCACUUUAUUACAAAGGGAUAUGUGGUUCGAUUGUACCAUGAAGCCAAGACAGACACUUAUACAGCCAUUACUUACAAUGUUGUUCUUUUAGAAAAGAGAACAGUAUUUCAUCAGAAUGAUGUAAAGGUUCCAGAUAUCAAAAGUAUAUUUACCUCUUUUUAUGCAAAAACGAAAUCAAUGCUUGUUAAUCCAAUGCUUUUCCCACAUCCUCAAGAUUAUAACCAUCUUAUGGGCUAUGACAAGCCUUUUACUUUUGACAUUGAAGAAUCUGAUGAAAAUAAAUAGCAUGAAGGAGAUAAAUGUGACCCUCUUUGCUGUUGUGUAACUAUUCAACUGUAUGCUUUUUGUAUUGUAAAAUAAUAAAUUAUCCUUUUAUUGUUAGUGUC